AUGGCUGCGGAAGCCAGCAAGCCCCUGGUUGAGUGCCUGGACGUGGACAACUAUGCCACCUGGCGGAUCCUGAUGAAGUAUGUCCUCAUCUCCAAGGGCCUGUGGGCCGCUGUGGAGAGCGACACGGUCGAGCAUGAAGAUGACCAGAAGGCACUGGCCACCAUCGGCCUGUACCUACGCAUGCAGCUGAGCCAGCUGAAGAUGGGCGCCACCGAGCCCCUGACCAAGUAUGUGUCCCGUGCCAAGGAGAUCCAGGCCCAGCUGCGCGCUGCCGGCCAGGAUGUGGCGGACACCGAGAUCGCCUGGUCCGUGAUGUCCGGCCUGCCGUCUGCCUACGCAACGAUGGCCACCGUGAUCACUGCCACCACCGACGGGGACCUGAUGUUGGACGGCGGGCCACCUGGCUGCACCAGCGCCCGCCAGCUGUCCAGCCUGCUCACCUACAGCACCCACCGCGUUAUGGGCCCCAACCCCCGCUGCACCAACUGA
This is a messenger RNA of Chlorella variabilis, 489 nucleotides long. RefSeq lists its product as hypothetical. The transcript has 3 exons. Bases 1 to 489 code for a protein of 162 amino acids. Lineage: Eukaryota; Viridiplantae; Chlorophyta; Trebouxiophyceae; Chlorellales; Chlorellaceae. The record is from RefSeq and is a predicted model, not a curated record.